AUGAGUACUCUCUCAAAUAACACCAAUCAAUUUAUGAGCAAGACCGAGACCACGUUACAAAAUCAAGCGGCCUCUAUAAGAGAUUUGGAAGUUCAAAUGGGGCAGUUAGCUCAAGUUUUGACAGAGAGAGAGUCGGGUACAUUGCCCAGCCAAACGGAAGUAAACCCGAAGAAUUUUGAGCAAGCUAAGGCCAUUACAUUGCGGAACGGACGACCAAUCAAGACAGCCGUUGAUUUGGAACAAGAGCACGCUAGAGAGCUUCCUGCCGCAAGCAAGGAGAAGCAGAAGAAAGUUCCAGCAGUUGCCACUGCUUUUCCAGCAGCGGCCAAUGCUGUUCCAGCAGCUGCCAAACAAGAUGGUUCAACUGGACAACUGAGAGCCACAUCCUAUGUCCCUGAAAUUCCAUUCCCACAACGUUUAAAGAGCAAGAAAAUUGAAGAGCAAUUUGAGAAAUUUUUGCACAUUCUUAAGAAAUUGGAGAUCAAUAUUCCUUUCAUUGAUGUGUUGGAACAAAUGCUCGCAUAUGCCAAGUUCAUGAAAGGUAUCAUAACUUCAAUGAAGAAAUUGGGGAACAACCCCACAAUAAAGCUAUCCAAGAGAUGUAGUGCCAUCUUGCAAGGCCAAAAACUGCCAGAGAAAAUGAAAGAUCCAGGGAGUUUCGAUAUACCUUGCACAAUUGGUUCUAUUUAUUUUGAUAAAGCGCUGUGUGAUUUAGGUUCUAGCAUUAAUUUAAUGCCCCUAUCUAUUGCUAGAAAAAUGGGUUUGGGGAAGGAAAUUAAAUCUACUUCUGUUUCUUUGCAAAUGACGGAUAGAUCAAUUACACUACCCAAAGGCAUGAUCGAAGAUGUGAUUGUUAAGGUUGAUACCCUUGUCUUUCCCGCAGAUUUUCUUGUCAUAGAUAUGGAAACCAAUGGCGAUACACCAAUCAUCUUGGGCCGGCCAUUCUUACUCACUGGGAGGACCCUAAUUGACGUUGAACAAGGUCUUGUGGUUUUAAGGGUAGCAUACAAGAGUGUGGCAAUCAAUGUGUAUAAAGCGUUACUCUAUCCAGAAAGUGAAGAAACAUGCAUACUGAUGGACACAUUGGUAAGAGAUAUAUCCUCCCACUUUGAAAAAGAACAUCCAUGUGAUCCAUUAGAGGCUUGUUUAGUCCCCAACAAUAACAAGGAGACGGCAAAUCAGGAAAUUAUUGAGAUGGCCCAAUACUUGGAUGCAUCAAAGCCAAAAAUUAAAGAUAAGUGGCCGGAAUUCGAACCACUCGGUGAAGCACCCCCUAAGCUGCAACCAAGCACCAUUGCUGCCCCCUCCUUGGUCUUAAAGCCUCUCCCAUCACAUCUAAGGUAUGCUUUCUUGGGUGAAAAUAAUACUCUUCCUGUCAUUAUUGCGGCUAAUUUGAACACUGCAGAGGAAGAGAAACUGUUAUAA
Messenger RNA from Prunus avium (sweet cherry), 1425 nucleotides. RefSeq lists its product as uncharacterized. The record is from RefSeq and is a predicted model, not a curated record. Lineage: Eukaryota; Viridiplantae; Streptophyta; Magnoliopsida; Rosales; Rosaceae.